Messenger RNA from Quercus robur (English oak), 2482 nucleotides. Its product is annotated as O-fucosyltransferase 23. The transcript is spliced from 3 exons. The coding region runs from base 772 to 2121 and encodes 449 amino acids. Gene Ontology annotation, biological process: pollen-pistil interaction. The record is from RefSeq and is a predicted model, not a curated record. NCBI's taxonomy places the organism in Eukaryota, Viridiplantae, Streptophyta, Magnoliopsida, Fagales, Fagaceae.
UGUGGGACUGACUAGUACAGGUAUUCCUCUGGUGUGACUGUGAAUGAAAUCUCAAUAUGUCCUUUUGCCUCACCCUGAUUAGACAAUUACCCUUCAAUCUCUCUCUGCUUUCUCUCUCAUCUGUACAUAUCCCUCAUUUCUUCUGACUCCUUUUCACUUCCCCUCUACUUUUCUUUUUAUUUCCUCUUCUGUAUAAUUAUCUUUAGUCUUCGUCAUCCCAAUAUUUCUUUUCGGGUUUUACUUAAAAAAAGAAAAAAAAAAGGAGAUUUAAUUUUGAUUUUUUUGGGUUGUUAUUUAAAGUCUUUAUCAUAUUGGUUUUGAUUUUUUUGUUUGACAUUGAUGGGUUUGGCUGGUUGGUUUUGGAGGUUUGCGUGAAUCCAGGCCUUUGUGGAUUCCUUUUCUUCAUGCAUGAUUAUUUUUCUUUUGUCUUUUUCUUUCUCUCUCUUUUUGAGUCUCUGAGUUUUGGCUCAGAGUUCGGAAAAAAAUUCAGAUUCCUUUUUCUCAUAAGCUAAUUUGGGUUCAGAAGGUAUUGCGUUCUUAAAAGUUUGAUGAGAGUAUCACGUGGGAAUCUCUUGGCGCUUUCUGCCUUGAGUUUGGCAUCUGGGUUUGGAUGCCUUUUGCUUCUUUCACCCAUUUCAUUUCCCAUUUGAAUUAAGGGUUAGGCCGAUUGUGUGCAACUUUUCUCUGGAUUGAUGUGGAUUUCUUGUGGCGUUCAAGUUGGUUGUGUUGGACUUGAACUCAUAGGAUUGAGUAUUUACAAGUGAAUCUUAAAUGGACAUAUCAUCGUCUAAUUGUAAGCAAUCCAAAUUCUGUGGCCGGCAUUUGAAUUCAAUAGCAUGCAAAUGUGUUAUUUUGGUUGUGGUUUCUCUGGUUAUUAGAGCUGCUCUGCUUCCUACUAUUACAUUCUCUGGCUCUGGUGGAAUUGAGCAGAAAAGCUUGGUCUUACUCCACAACCGCUCUUUAUCAGUGAAUUCUGACUUGGGAAUUCGAAAAGAUAAGUUCUUGGAGGUUCCUCAGAUUGUAUGGGGUUUAAACAAUCAAAAGAUUGCAUUUGCAAGAGCUUGUCUAACUGCUAGAAUGCUGAACCGAACUCUUUUGAUGCCUAGCUUAAGUGCUUCCUUGUUUUACAAAGAAGUUGAUCUCUUGAAACCAAUUUCCUUGGAUAAAGUGUUCCAAUUUGACAAGUUCAAUUCACUAUGCGCUGGAUUUGUCCGAUUGGGUCGAUGCUCGGAUCUUUUGAAUCAGACCGGAGUGUUUGAGCUUCAUAAAGGAAGUGGAAGGAAGUGGACAAUUGAGAGAGAUUUAGAUCAGUUGAGACAGCAUACAGAGGACCCUAUUGAUGGAUAUGAGGUGAUACGCAUAGUUGGGAAGAACCCCUUUUUGUGGCAUGAUCAUUGGCCUGUUAAGGACUAUGCCAAGGUCUUUGAGUGCUUAGUUUUGGUGGAUGAGAUUACCAAAGAAGCAGAUAAAGUUGUAACAAAGAUUAGAGAGAAAGUACUGGAGUUGAGAAGCAAUACCGAGCCUGUACAAGAUGGGGCUAAUUCUGAGGGGUCUACAUUGCGGCUAGUGCCUUAUGUAGCUGUCCAUAUGAGGAUAGAGAUAGAUUGGAUGAUUCACUGUAAGAACUUAGAGCAGAGAUUAAACAUAAGCCAAAUUUGUAGCAGCAAGGAGGAGAUUAUUGAAAGAGUGGGGAACGUUGUGGGCCUGAAGACUCCAACUGUAGUUUACCUUGCUGUGGCUGAUAGUCUUCUUGAAGAUUCUUCUAUAUUGAAUGGUUGGAAGGAAGGCUUGCUUCCUUUGGAGAAGAAGAAAUUGGGUGUUGAUGGAAUUUACAAGAAGUAUCCCUAUCUCAUUCAAUCAGCAAUUGAUUAUGAAGUGUGUUUAAGGGCUGAUGUCUUUGUUGGCAACAGCUUUUCUACAUUUUCAAGUCUCAUAGCUCUUGAGAGAACACAGAAGAUGAUCAAAAUGGGCGUCACAAGCUCGUGCGGGAUGCAUGUAAGGUGGCCAUCAUAUGCGUAUAACAUAUUAGGGGAAUCGAAGGGCCCUCGAAGCUGGAUGACAAAUAUGUCAGAUUCAAGCCUUCAAGCUAUUAGCUAUGGCUCUAAUGACAUCUCUUGUUGAUGGUCAUGGUAGGUGAUUCUGCUGCAAUCUUUCCCAUUUGAUGGAGUUAUUGAGGUUGCUUUCCUUUUUGAAAUAUAUAGAUAGUUACACUGUCAUACACUGGCAGAAUUGGUUGGUAUAGUUACAAGUUAACAGGGAUUUUUAUUUAUUUAUUUUUUGUAGACAAAAUCAGUGAUAGAUAAUGUCCAGAUAGCAGUUUGAUACUGAAUUGGUACAUUUUGCCUUUAUGUAAUUUUGUGUAUUGCUUUUUUUUUUCUUCAACUCAGUGGCUACAUCUUUUGUAGAUUUUCCUACAGCACACUAAUGUAAUCACUUAUACAUUUAUCAUUCAGUAAUAGAGAUCCCUUCAGAUUUCACAUUA